This is a messenger RNA of Asparagus officinalis (garden asparagus), 3628 nucleotides long. RefSeq lists its product as uncharacterized. Gene Ontology annotation, molecular function: nucleic acid binding; zinc ion binding. The transcript is spliced from 2 exons. Bases 243 to 1730 code for a protein of 495 amino acids. The record is from RefSeq and is a predicted model, not a curated record. NCBI's taxonomy places the organism in Eukaryota, Viridiplantae, Streptophyta, Magnoliopsida, Asparagales, Asparagaceae.
UAUGCUGGACCUCGAGUUUGGCAUGGGUUCCCUUGACUCAGUCCUCGAACUGAUGAUAGGAAGAGUAUAUAUCUCACAUCGAUGAGAUAUAUAACUGGUUUUGGUUCUUGUUUCCUCUGAGAAACGAGAAUUUGUUUGAGAUCCUACUCUUGUUGUGCAGCAGAGGUGCUGCCGAAAUUUUUACUGCACACAACAAGGGUCGGAAGAGAAGGUGAACAGGUGGUGGGUCUGAAGCCUAUUCGAUGGAGGAGAUCAUCAAGAAGUUGAACCCUGCGGAGGUGUCAACUUUGAUGAAGCUAAUGAAGUUGUCGGCUGGUGAGAGCGCGACAAAACCAUCGAAGAAGUUGGAGCUUCCGACCAUCGAUCUGAAGCUGGAUGGACCUAGUACGUACCUGAGCUGGUCACGACGGGUGAGAUAUACCCUUGCAGGGAGGAAUCUGGAGGGUUAUCUGACAGGAGAGGUGACAGAACCAGAGAAGGACUCAGAGGGAAGAGAUGAGUGGAAGUCCACUCAUAUGUUGGUGUACAUCUGGCUUCUCAACUCGUUGGUCCCGACGAUCGCCGCCACGGUGGAUGGCAUUGAGAAGGUGAAGGACGUCUGGGAGAAGUUGAGGAGGACAUAUGAUGGAGUGGGGAAUAACAUGCGGGUAUUCCAGAUCAAAGGAGAGAUCGACGCCACAGUCCAGGGAGAGAGGACUGUACAGGAAUAUGCUACAAAGCUGGAGCGCCUGUGGCUGGACUAUGAUCAUUUUUCUCCCGGGGCUAGCUGCAAGGACCCGGGAUGUAAAGAGCGGGAGGCCUUUCUACAAGAGAUGACUAUGGUGUUUCUUAAAGGAUUGACAUCAGAAUUCGCUCAGCGAAUCACACUGCUGCUAGCUCAGCCGAAGAUUCCCACGCUUGAGGAGGCUGUCUCUGCUAUGAUUCAGGAGGAAACUCGCAUUCGGCUGCAGGCGGGGACAGGUGGACUUCCUGUGGUGAAGUCAGCAAUGGCAGCCUCUAGCAACACUGGCUCUAAGGGAGAGACCCGACAGUGUUACAACUGCGGUGCGGUGGGUCAUCUAAGGCAUGCUUGCACCAAGCCAUCCAAGGAAGGAGAUUCGGGUGGACGUGGACAGUUCGGAGGCCGUGGUCGUGGUCGUGGAGGUCGACGAGGUGGAAGAGGAGCAGGGAAUCGAGCGAAUCUGACGGUAGCAGAAGAAGAAGAAGCUGAGGUGAUCUUUACUGAGGAAGACAGUGCUCUCCUGGCGAUACUAAGGAAGAAACAACAAGUAGCAGGGGAUGGAGACUUGAGGAGUGGGACUGAGGAGGCAUCCACUUCGUUCUUCGCCAGAGGCAAUACUGCUACAUAUGCUCAUCCGACCAAAGGUACUGAUGAUAUACAUGCUCUUGCUUCUAUGUCUCCCAACAGAUCAUCAGAAUGGAUAGUCGACUCCGGCGCGUCUCGACAUAUGACAGGUAAUGCUAGUGAGUUCUCAUCAUAUACUCACUUAGCAUCACAUGAUAGUAUUCAAACAGCUGAUGGUACAUUUCAACCGGUGGUUGGUAAGGGUACAGUCGAUUGUACUGGUUCUGUAACUUUGUCCAAUGUAUUGCAUGCUCCUUCAUUUCCAGUCAAUCUUUUGUCCAUUAGUUCUAUCAUCCUCCAACUAAAAUACAUUGUUUCUUUUGAUAUUCCCAAGGUGAUUUUUCAGGAGAAGGGGACAGGACGGAGACUUGGGACUGGCACAUGACGUAGUGGACUGUGGUAUCUGGAUCGUGAAGGGCUGGAUUCAGCAUUGGUGUCAGUCGUAGAGGAAGCAGGAGUAGGAUCUAAUAUGAGUACUGAGAAUGAGUUAAUGCUUCAUCACCAGCGUUUGGGACACUCAUCAUUUAGUGUUUUAGGUAGAUUGUAUCCUUCUUUAUUUGAGAAAGCAAAUAAACAGAAACUUGUGUGUGAUGCAUGUGAGUUUGGAAAGCUUACUAGAAGCUCUUAUGUUAGUUCAGGUCAAAGAAGUUCUCGUGUAUUUGACUUGGUACAUUCAGAUGUUUGGGGGCCUUGUUCCACAAGUUCUAUGAAUGGAUACAAGUAUUUUGUUACAUUUAUUGAUUGUUUCUCUCGUGUGACUUGGUUAUACUUGAUGAAGAAUAAGAGUGAAGUGUUUGGGUACUUUCAAAACUUUCAUAGGAAUGUUCAGACUCAAUACGGAGCAGUGGUGAAGAUAUUGAGGUCGAAUAAUGGGACAGAGUAUACCAACAGAGCGUUUGAAGAAUAUUUGUCAGCUCAGGGAAUACAUCACCAGACGACUUGUCCAUAUACACCAGCUCAGAAUGGGGUAGCGAAAAGGAAGAACAGACAUCUUUUAGAGGUUGCUAGAAGCAUGAUGAUCUCUAUGAAUAUCCCAGAAAUAUUAUAGGGGCAAGCAGUGUUGACCGCAGCAGCGCUGAUCAACAGAAUGCCCUCGAGAAUGCUGGAUUGGAAGUCUCCGUGUGAGACAUUAAAGGGAGAUAAUGGUGGGAUUCUUCCACUUAAAGUGUUUGGCUGUGUGUGCUUUGUGAAGGACAACAGGCCAUCUGUCGGGAAACUUGCCCCUAGAGCUGUGAAGUGCAUCUUUGUAGGAUAUUCUGCUACUCAGAAGGGAUAUGUUUGCUGGAGCCCGGUGGAGAAAAGGUUGUUUGUGAGCAUGUACGUGCACUUCCGAGAACUCGAGCCAUAUUACACCUGAAAGGUAACUUCAUCCGUUGGUAACUCGCCUAAUACUGGAAGUAUGAGGCGAGAGGAGGAGAAUGGUGAGAGAAUGGAGAAAUCAAUGUCUGAGAAUGGUAAGAGAUCAGAAAAAUCAAUAUCUGUAACGAUUCCUUGGGAAGGAGACUUGGUUGAGGAGGAGCAAGAGAAUGAAGAAGAAGAGGAGAAUGAGACAAGAGGUGUUAGACCAACGGUUCAGGGGGAACUACUUACCUAUAGUAGGAAGGGGAAACAAAUUACGGAAACAGUAUCUACAGUGCCACUGGUGCCAAGUCCCUUGCCAACGCCUGCCCCGAUUCCUGAGACACCUACACCACCACCAGAUUCCUCUCAAGGUGAUUCUAUUCCUCUUCCUACUCAUCUCACACCAAUAACCGUACGGAGGACUACUCGCAGUAAUGCGGGAAAUCCUCCCGAUAGAUAUGGUUGGGAUCUUCCUCAGUUUGUAUCAUAUUCUAACAUCCACCCUGUACAUGGAGCAUUCAUUACAUCUCUGGACUCUGUUACUAUACCUAACAAUUGGCAGGUUGCAAAGAAGGACCAGAAAUGAAAAGCUGCUAUGCACGAAGAGCUAAGGGCCCUUGAGAAGAACCGUACUUGGGAGUUAGUAAAACUACCAAAAGGGAAGAGAGCAGUUGGAUGCAAGUGGGUCUUCACUGUGAAGCAGAAUCCAGAUGGACAGGUUGAACGCUACAAAGCACGUUUGGUGGCAAAAGGAUAUAGUCAGACAUAUGACACUACGAUGAGACUUUUGCACCGGUGGCAAAGAUGAGCACUGUUCGGACCUUAAUCUCUCUGACAGUAAAUGGUGGAUGGAAGCUACACCAACUAGAUGUGAAGAACGCAUUCCUUCAUGAAGAUCUAGUAGAGGAAGUAUACAUGGAGAUACCACCAGGAUUCGGUACA